Geodia barretti is the source of this 288-nucleotide messenger RNA. NCBI's taxonomy places the organism in Eukaryota, Metazoa, Porifera, Demospongiae, Tetractinellida, Geodiidae. The record is from the annotation of a GenBank genome assembly.
UAUUCAGCAAACUGGCUGGACUACUUCUGGAAUACCUGUAUCCAACUUGACUCUCUCUUCCAUCUUGUACAAGCAGCAGUCUCAACUGACUCAGAGAAGGCUGGGGCUGGUAGUAUCCCAGAACAUCCCCAGCUUGGAAGGCCAGGGGAGGAGAGAGGGUAUACUCAUAGAGUUCUGAAUUACUCCUGGCAGUAUUGAUUGUAGUGUAUCCAACUUUAGUGUAGACUCCAUCUCCAGUAGGUCUCCAUAUCUGUAGCUCUGUGAAAAAGCUGUUCUGUUCUACCCACU